AUCCUCACCUGUAGUGUAGAAAAGUAGGAAAGCGGAAAAGGCGAAAAAGCGAGCGGUAUUUCCAUAGGUUGAUUGUUACAGUGACGACAUGAAUUUUAAGAUUAAAGAAGUUUUUGGUGCCAACUUAAAAUAAGAACGCCAAAGUGGUUUCCAGUCAAGUUCUGUGUGUUCUCUUUUGGUAGUUUGUAUUCAUUAAUAUGCUAUUACAGUUAGAUUGGUAUCGGUAGUUAAUGUGUUUAAAGUUAUGGAUAAAUUGGGAAAUACAGAAUUGUUUUGGGAAGAUGCUGUGGUCAUAGCAUUUUAUUUUGUUAUGAUUUUAGCAGUAGGAGCAUGGUCUUCUGUUCGAAGCAAAAGAGACAGCGUGAGUGGAUACUUUCUUGCAAGUAGAAGUAUGCAUUGGAUUCCCGUCGGUGCCUCUUUAUUUGCAAGCAACAUUGGAAGUGGUCAUUUUAUCGGACUGACGGGCUCAGCUGCCAGUUCAGGAAUCGGAAUUGCUGGAUUCGAACUCAAUGCUAUGAUGGUAGUUCUCGUGCUAGGUUGGUUUUUUGUUCCCGUGUACAUGGCAUCUGGGGUUUAUACAAUGCCAGAAUAUUUACGUAAAAGGUUUGGAGGACAAAGAAUUAGAAUAUAUUUGUCAGUUUUGGCGUUACUGCUAUACGUAUUUACGAAAAUUUCGGCAGAUCUGUAUGCAGGUGCUAUUUUCAUUAACCAAUCAAUUAAGCUCGAUCUCUAUGGAUCUGUUUUAUCUCUUCUUGCCAUAGCAGGCAUAUUCACGGUCACAGGUGGAUUAACAGCUGUUAUUUGGACGGAUUUCGCACAAACUAUUCUCAUGGUUGUUGGAGCCCUUGCCUUGUCUAUAAUGAGUUUUAUAAAAGUUGGCGGGUAUUCCAAUUUGAUACAAGACUUCAAAGAUGUUCCAAUCAAUGAUACGUACUUGGGAUUUGGAGUCAACAAUAAGUCCUGCAGCGCUAUUCCUGACAAUUACAUGAGUUUGUUGAGGUCCCCAAGCGAUCCUGAUCUGCCUAUGACCGGAAUGAUAUUCGGACUUACCAUAAGCGCCAUCUGGUAUUGGUGUUCUGAUCAAGUCAUAGUUCAGAGAGCUUUAUCUGCAAAAAAUCUCUCACAUGCCAAAGCCGGAUGCAUUUUGGCUGGAUAUUUGAAACUUCUGCCUCUAUUCCUCUUGAUUUUUCCUGGAAUGGCUGCCAGAAUUUUGUUUCCAAAUGAAGUGGCAUGUUCCAAUCCAGAAAAAUGCAAAGAUAUCUGCGGUAGUGAACUCGGCUGCACAAAUAUAGCCUAUCCAAAACUUGUUUUGGAAUUGAUGCCGGCAGGUGCUCGAGGCCUUAUGAUAUCCGUCAUGCUAGCAGCUCUCAUGAGUUCUCUGACUUCCAUUUUUAAUAGCAGUUCCACCAUUUUUACCAUAGACAUCUGGAAAAGAAUUCGAAAAAAUGCUUCUGACACUGAACUCCUCAUCGUUGGAAGGCUGUUUGUGGUCUUCUUGAUUGUGGUGAGCAUAGUGUGGAUACCGAUUGUUCAAGCUGCACAGAACAGUCAACUCUUCCACUACAUUCAGAGUGUCACUUCAUUUUUAGCUCCACCUGUCUGCGCUGUUUAUAUACUAGCCAUCAUAUUUAAAAGAGUCAACGAGCAGGGUGCUUUCUGGGGCUUGAUGGUUGGACUUAUUGUUGGCAUGAUCAGGUUUAUUUGGGAAUUCUCUUAUUCGGUUCCCAGUUGCGCUUCUAAGUUGCCAGAUCCACGUCCUGAUAUCAUUACCAAAGUACACUAUCUUCAUUUUGGAAUAAUUUUGUUUUUCAUCACCUGCAUCGUCACAUUUACAGUGUCCUACUUAACACAACCAAUCGCCAAGAAACACUUACACAGACUGUUGUUUUGGAAUCGCCGCAGUGAAGAUGUUCGGGUGGAUAUAACAAAGAAGACGAUCAUUUCGAAUGAUAAGGGAGCAGAGCUCGGCGAAAUAAAUACAGCCUUUGACGACAGAUAUAACGAUGAGAAAUUCAAUAACGACUUGAACCUUGAGGACGUGGCAGUUACAAUUACAAAACAAGAGUCAGUUUUAAAAUUUAAAGAAGUAGAAGCUUCAAAUCCUGCAUCCUCUGACGAUCAAAAAUUUCAAUGGAAAAGAGUUUUGUAUUUCAUAUGUGGCAUCAACAAAGAUGGAAUCGACGGGAUAGCUGAAGAAACAAUUUCAGCCGAAGAAGAAGCUAGGCUGGCAGCUAAGGCAAUCGAAGAAAAACCUUUGUGGAGAAGAAUUUGUAAUGCCAAUGCUUUACUUCUUAUAGUUGUCUGUUCGUUUAUAUGGGGAUACUACGCUUAGAAAAAGAAAAUAAAUAUUUUUUAAAGUAAUGUAAAUAUUUUUCACAGAUUCUACAGACUCCAAAAGAAGUGUUAGGACUUGCGAACUGUGGUGUUUUUGGUACAACAUGACUGGCAAACCAAAAAACCUCAAUCAUGGCGUAAAAUUUUUAUUAUUUUACAUCAAUUGCAGUAAUUAGCCAUAAUGUUGCAACACCCAUCUUAUCAGAAUAUUUUCUUCUUCACAUUUCACAUUCCGUAAUUUGACAGCAUUUUAUUUAUUUUUUUAAACAGAAAUAUAAACAAAUUAUUUUGUGAUAGGUAUGUGUUCCAUCAUGUGAUGUAAUAUCCACUGAAUACUUGUGUGUAUUUGAAAAUACUUUUCGUUUGGAGAUAAUGAUUUUGUAGUUUAAGGAUGUUCUUAAAAUAUAUGAGUACAACAAUGUAUGGGUUUUGAUAGUAUGCUGCUCGGGAAAUUGAAGAUUCAUCACAAAAAAGAGCUUAUUGUAGAAUUUAGACACUCUCAUUUUGAAUGUUUCAGCAUAGUACUUUAAUAUGCUACUGUGUGUAUUUUAGUAAUGAACAUCAAUUAUUUAAUUUUAUACGUAUAAAACUGAAUUAUUGAUGGUUAAUUUAAAAUACAAUUAAUAAAAUAAAAAACUAUUAUCAGUAUUAUAUAAAGAGUUACACGUCUUUUAGAAUGCUGAACUAAAUGAGUUAAUAUCUAACUCAAUGAUUUCUGAAAAUUAGAAAUAAUUGGAAUAUUGGUAUGUUUUAUAGGUCAUACCAGUUGAUAAAUGAAACAAAUAUUUGUUUACAUUUUUUUUGUAUAUAUGUUGUAAA
This is a messenger RNA of Parasteatoda tepidariorum (common house spider), 3153 nucleotides long. RefSeq names its product sodium/glucose cotransporter 4. Gene Ontology annotation, molecular function: D-glucose:sodium symporter activity. Lineage: Eukaryota; Metazoa; Arthropoda; Arachnida; Araneae; Theridiidae. Gene Ontology annotation, cellular component: plasma membrane. Gene Ontology annotation, biological process: transmembrane transport. The record is from RefSeq and is a predicted model, not a curated record.